GGAAAAUAUAUAAACUAUAUACAAUUCAAUAAAAAAAAUGAAUGAAAUUAAAAAAUAAAUGAAACCUGCGAAUAUAUAUUUUUUUAAAUAUAUUUUUGAUUAUAUAUUUUACAUUCCAACAAAACAAAACAAGAAUUUAAUAACACUUUAAAAUAUAGAAUGAUGAAAAUGAAAAUUGAUGACUUGCCGAAUUACAAAAAUCAUUGGUUAGAAUCGAAAAUUAUUGGUAUUCAAACAUCAAUUUAUUGCAACAUUCCUGCUCCAUUAAAAUCCAAACAAAAAAUGACAAGGGAUUUGUUGCUCAAGAAGUUGUUAAUUUUAUGAUAUUAGUAUUCAUAAUUUAGUUCUGAUUACAUACAUUACAUUACAUACAUUAUAAUAUAAAUUUAACAAAUAAUUUUUUCCUAAACAUAUAACCCUAGAAUUUUUGUGUUGUUGCAUAGGGAAAGACUAAAAUAAUACUAAACGUUAUAACUGCUUAACUUAUUUUAUAUAUGGGAGAGUUAGCCAAGCAUAUUUUGUUAAUAAACAUGAACGUCUAGUAGAGAGUUCAAUUAAGAAAAUAUCUUCGAAAUGGGUCUAUCUAUACAUCUUCUAUCUAUCCCCAAAUCCGCUAAACGAUUUUUCCGGAUAUCUUCGGAUAUACUCGGGAUUUUUUAACUUCAAGAGAGAAUGUUAAAAAAUCCAUUUUCCAAUUCAACACAUCGACUCAAUACAGUUCGGGGUAUCUCUGGCCAAUCUCUUUUGAAAAUUUGAAUAAAAAAAAAAAACAAGUUCCAGAUGAUUCUUCGACAUAUAAUCGCAUAGACGCGAACAAUUAUUUUCAAUUAUUACCAAAUUUUAGAAAACUUCAUAAAGUAAUUAUAAAAAAGAAACAUACAUAUCUGGUAUUUGAGCAGCACCCAAUGCUUAACUAACGGAUAAACCGCUUCCGCACGAUUUAUAACUUGCGAACCAGCGGUUUCGAUGCUUUAUUGAUUUUAGGGAGCAGCGACCUAGUUAGAAAAUCGCCGUUUGUAUAACCUUUUGAGUAUUUGAGAAUGAAUUAGUUACUGCGUAAAAUAGACCAUAAUAACUUUUAAAAUAUUUGAAAACGAUUCGCGAACGCUUCCGUCGAUUCAUAUAUAGCGUCCCUAGCGUAUCCCGUACGGACAUUCUCGUGUCUACGACAAAGACAGAAAAUAACCUUGCCACAUCAUAAAUUAACACAGCACUUUAACUACAACGAUUAAAAAUAUUAUCACCUUGCUUGUGGUAAAGGAAUUUACACUACGGUAGGUAUUUAGUAAUUUUUAGCUGAACGUUAGAGACUUAAUCUAUAAGAUUUGUGCUAAACAGGGAGUCUCAAAGAAAUUUUAAAUGGGCAGCAGCAAUAUCGAAAUUUGCAACGGUAGCGGCCUAGAUUGUUGUAAAGAAUACAAACGAUUAAAAAUUUUGCCAGCAAAUGAUCAAAUCAAAGAAUUACAAACCAUAUUACGAGACAAAAACACCACACGUAGUGAUUUUAAAUUUUAUGCAGAUAGACUGAUUCGUCUAGUCAUAGAGGAGAGUUUAAAUCAACUACCUUUUACAGAAUGCAAUGUAGUAACACCAACGAGUGCCACUUACCAUGGUUUGAAAUACAAAUCAGGUAACUGUGGUGUUUCAAUAGUAAGAUCUGGAGAAGCUAUGGAGCAAGGGUUAAGAGAUUGUUGUCGUAGUAUUAGAAUAGGAAAAAUUUUAGUUGAGUCUGAUGCAGAUACGCAUGAGGCCCGAGUUGUGUAUGCAAGGUUUCCAGAAGAUAUUGCACAGAGGCAUGUUUUACUGAUGUAUCCCAUUAUGUCAACUGGAAACACUGUUAGCAAGGCUGUGAAUGUUUUAAAAGAACAUGGAGUUAAGGAGGAGUGUAUUAUUUUAAGCAAUUUAUUUUGUACACCUCAAGCUGUACACACAGUACUGGACUCUUAUCCUAAAAUGAAAAUUUUAACCUCAGAAAUCCAUCCCGUUGCUCCAAAUCAUUUUGGCCAAAAAUAUUUUGGCACUGAUUAAAACCAAGACUGAUUUCCUGUAAGCACUUUUUUGGCCCUUUUAUGUUAACCAAAUUGACCUAAUUUUUUGUUUGAUUUAUUGAAUCCCAGACAAUAAAACAAACGCUUGUUUAUAUUUUGGUUGUUGAAUAGAGUGUGGGAUAGUCAUUUUUUAGUAUCUACUUCAUAAAUCAUUAGGAAGUAAUUCGACUUCAAUUAUUGUAAUGGUAGUUAAUUAAGUUAACCUUGAAAAGAAUUAAAAAAGAAGACCUGUAUAUUAAAGAACAGAACUCAUCCCUUAAAAUCUGAAGUAAUGCAAGUAUACAAUUAUAUUACACUGAUUGUCGCAACAAUUUAUCAGUCAAACUGAUCGUUAGGAAAUAAAACCAUAUAUGAAAAUAUUUUGUUACUUUUAUAACAAAUGAAUGCAAUUAAUUUUAUGCCAACUCUUGUGCAAAACCAUAAAUGAAUAAAUUUAUUAAUUGGACAAAAUAAUUGUUUUUAUUAAAAUGCGAGAGCAUCAACGAAAUGGGACAUUUUUGUCAAGGAUCACCUUUCUC
This is a messenger RNA of Cylas formicarius (sweet potato weevil), 2566 nucleotides long. It is a transcript of the gene kri, whose product is annotated as uracil phosphoribosyltransferase homolog. The record is from RefSeq and is a predicted model, not a curated record. Bases 1360 to 2028 code for a protein of 222 amino acids. Lineage: Eukaryota; Metazoa; Arthropoda; Insecta; Coleoptera; Brentidae. The transcript has 6 exons.